Molecule: messenger RNA, 5402 nt
Organism: Brachypodium distachyon (stiff brome)
Lineage: Eukaryota; Viridiplantae; Streptophyta; Magnoliopsida; Poales; Poaceae
Exons: 25
Coding region: 215-4684 (1489 amino acids)
Biological process (GO): protein phosphorylation
Molecular function (GO): ATP binding; protein kinase activity
Source: RefSeq, a predicted model, not a curated record
AUAUAUACACGGACUCGUGCUGUCGUACAUCGCCAAAUGGAAAGCAAGACGUUUACUUGCUAAGCGCGAUCGAUCUCAAGUCCAAGGAUUCCGAGGUCGCCAGCCUUGGCUGCUUGGCUCUCCAUGCAUCUGCCCCUAUUGCAAGUCUUCAUGCGGUGAACCUUCCGGACCGAGAAAUUGCUGGCUAAUCUCCAGCUUAACGAGUGGUACAUAUAUGGGAAGCAAAUCAGAACAGACGAAUGUGCUGCCACAGUCGCGACGCCAAGCAGAUUUAGAAGAAAUCACUCGCAAAUAUUCAAUGGAGAUUGGUAGAGGGGCCUAUGGAGUAGUUUACAAGGGAACAGAUAAAGAUGGGGAAGAGAUUGCUGUAAAGGUCCUCCAGGAAAGAACAGGAGGGAAUCAUGACUCGGAGUUCAACAAAGAGUUCUAUAGCCUUUUAGAGCUGAGGCAUCAAAAUAUCAUACUGCUGGUUGGUUACUGCUAUGAAACAGAAAAAAGAAUAAAUAAUUUCACAAAAAAAUUUGAUGAGAUAACACGUGCAGCUCUAUGCUUUGAGUAUGCGCCCAAUGGAAACCUUCGCAACUAUAUUUCUGAUGAAGACCAUCGACUUGAUUGGCACACACGAUACAAUAUUAUUAAGGGGACCUGUGAAGGAUUAAAUUACCUUCACAAUCACUCAAAAGGACCAAUUUAUCAUUUGGACCUAAAACCAGAGAACAUUUUGCUUACUGGUAACAUGGUUCCCAAAAUUGCAGAUUUUGGCAUGUCAAGGCUUUUCACUGACAAAACAACCAAAACCACAACAAGAGCAAUAGGAACCUGGAGAUAUCAGCCAUUGGAAUACAAAAGCAAAGGAACAAUAUCAAAAGGGUUUGACAUAUACAGCCUGGGCGUAAUAAUUAUAGAGAUGGUUGUAGGACCUAAGACCUAUGAUGAUUUUGAUCAGUUCUGCAGACCAGAAGAAGUUAUUGAGCUUGCAGACAAAAGGUGGAGGCCUAAACUAAAGGUGACAGAGAACUAUCAAUCACUAGAAUCGUAUUGCCAACAAGUAAAGAUAUGCCUCGAGAUAGCCUUAAAAUGUGUGGAUAUUAAACGAAAUAGAAGGCCAACAAUAGCAGAUAUCAUCAGUCACCUUAAUGAGGUGGAGAAUAAGACUCCAAAAAGAGAUUCAGUAGUUCAGGAGUCAUGGAAGGAUUCAGGGUCAUCAACACGACAGGUACAAUCGAUGCGUGGUUUGUGGACACCGGGGAAGAACACGGAGGAGCAACCGGCAACAGAGCAGAUAAUAACAAAGCAAGCAAAAGCAGGAAAUACGAGACCAGAGGUAGAUUAUGCACGGACAAUGAGUGGCCGUAGUUUAAUGGAUUCUAAACGCGUUAAUACAAGAAACAUAGAAGACGAAGAAGUUGUCCGAUUGCAAAAGAAAACGAUCGGACCCAUGCCUAGCACGUGGACACCAGAAAAGAGCAUGGUGCAGCAACCGGCAACAACGCAGAUAAUAAGAAAGCAAGACAACACCACAAAUGCAAGACUAGAAGUGGAUCAAGAACAGAAAGUGAGUGGUAACACUUCCGAGGAUUCUAACCAUGUCGGCUCAAAAAACAUACAAGACGAAGAUCCAGACCAAGCGCAUAAGGAAACCGUCCAAUCAAUGCCUAGCACAUGGAUAUUGGAGAAGAGCAAGGAGCAUAAACCGGCAACAACACAGAUAUCAACGAAGCAAGAAAACACCGCAAAUACAAGACCAGCGGUGGAUCUUGAACAAAAAGUGAGGGAAAGCACAACAGUGGCUUCUAACCGCGCCGGCACAAAAGGCAAACACGAUGGAGAUGUGCUCCAAAUGCAAAAGGAAACGAUCCCAUCAAUUCCUAGCACGUGUACAAUGGGGAAAAGCAUGGAGCAGCAACCGGCAACCACACAGAUAAUGAUGAAGCAAGUCAACACCCCAGAUACAAGACCAGAGGUACCUGGUGAACAAAACUUGAUGGCAAACACUUCAGUGGGUUCUAACCACACUAUUAAUACAGCAAACAUACAAGACCAAGAUGCGGUCCUUACGCAAAAUGAAACCGUUGAAUCAAAGACUAUCACAUGGACACUGGAGAAGAGCAUGGAGGAGCAACUAGCAAUAGCGCAUACAUUAAAGGAGAAAACUAACACUGCAACAAGACCAGAGGUAGAUUAUGAACACAAACUGAAGGGCAACACUUCAGCAGUUUCUAACCUCACUGGUGCAAGUAACAUGCAAGAGGAAGAUGUUGUCAGAAUGAAAAACGAAACUGUCCUAUCAAUGCCUAACAAAGGGACAACGGGAACAAGCACGAAGCAGCCAGCCACAACACAGAUAAUGAUGAAGCAAACUGACAAUGCAAAAGCAAGACCGGAGGUAGACCAUGAACCAAAAGUGAGUGGCAUCACUUCAGUGGGUUCUAAGGGAGAGAGUACCAAAAGCAAACAAUACAAACAUCCUGUCCAAAUGAAAGAUGAAACUGUCCAAUCAAUGCCUAGGGCUUGGACAAUGGGGAAGAGCAUGGGGCAACUACCUGCCCUAGUGCAAAUAAUAUUGAAGGAAGCAAGCACCCCUGCAAGACUAGAGGGGAGCACUGCAGCGGAUUCUAAUUGCAUUAGUACAAGAAACAAACAAGAUGAAGAUGCAGGCCGAAUGAAAAAUAAAAAUAUCAAAUCUACGCCUAGCACAUGGACAGCAGCGAAGAGCAUGGACCAGGAACCACCAACUAUGCAGAUAAUAAUAAAGCAAGCUAACAGUUCAAAUAAAAGACCAGAGGUCCGAUCAAUGCGCACAUCGAGACUGCAUAAGAGCUCGGAGAAGCAACCGGCCACAACGCAAACAGUACCGAAGGAAGCUACCAGCCUAAAUACCAGACCAGAGGAAGAUCAUGACCACAAAGUUAGGUGCAUCACUUCAGUGGGUUCUAACCAUGAUGUGACAGGAAACAUACAAGACGAAGAUGUGCUCCAAACAAAAGAUGAAACCGUUCGAUCGAUGCCUAGCACAUGGAUGGGUAAGAGCACGGAGCAGCUCCCAGCAACAGUGCAAAUAAUAAUGAACCAAGGCAACACCCCAAAUACAAGACCGGAGGUAGAUUGUGAACAGAAAGUGGUGGGUAGCACAUCAGUGGAUUCUAACAGCACUAGUACAAUAAACAUACGAGAUGAAGCUGUGGUUGGAAUGCAAAAUGAAAGUGUACAAUCGACUCAUAGCACGUGGAAACUAGGGAAAAGCAUGGAGAAACAACCAACACAAACAGUAAUGAAGAAUGACAGCACUACAAAUACAAGACUAGAGGUAGACCGUGAACAAAAGCUAAGGGAUAGUACUUCAGUGGACUCUGACGGCCACACCUGUGCGAGAAACAUACCAGCUGAAAAUGAGGCACAUGCGCAAAAUAAAAGUGUCCAACCUAUGUCACCUGCGUGGACAUCGUGGAAGAGCAUGGAACAGCCACCAGUCACGACGCAAAUAAUAGUGAAGCAAGCCAACAUCCCAAAUACAAGACCUGAGGAACAUUGUGAACAGACAGUUAGGGGCAGCACCUGGCUGGGUUCUAACCGCGCUGAUAAAAGAAGCAUACAAGAUGAAGAUGCGAUCCAAAGGCUAAACGAAAUAGUCCAAUUGCUGCCUAGCGCAUGGAGACUCGGAAAGAGAACGGUGAAGCAACCGGCACUAGCGGAAAUAAUACUGGAGCAAGCCAACACCAUAAAUACAAGAUUGGAGGUAGAUCAUGAAAAGAAACUGAGACACGACACUUUACUGAGUUCAACCAGUGCCAAUACAGUAAACAUACAAGACAAAGAUGUGGUCCGAAUGCAAAACGAAAAUGUCGGAUCGGUGCCUACCAUGUUGAUCCCAGGGAAGAGUACAAGGCAGCAACCGACAACAAUGGAGUUCAUGCUGAAGCAAGCCAAUACCCCAAAUACAAGACCAGAGGUAGAUCGUGAACAUAAACUGGGGGGUAGCACUUCAGUGGCUUGGAAUAACGUUGUUAUUCAGGUCCAAACGAUGUCGUGUGUGUGGACACCGGGGAAGAGCACGGAGGAGCCACAUGUCACGGUGCAGACAAUAUUGAAGCAAGGCAACAUCCCAAAUGCAAGACCUGAGGAACAUUGUGAACAGAAAUUUAGGGGCAGCACCUCACUGGAUUCUAACCAAGCUGAUAAAACAAAGAUACAAGAUGAAGAUGUGAACCAAGUGCAAAACAAAAUAGUCCAAAUGAUGACUAGCACAUGGAGACCGAGCAAGAGCACGGUGCAGCAACAGGCAAUAGCUGAAAUAAUACUGGAGCAAACCAACACCAUACAUACAAGAUUGGAGGUAGAUCAUGAAGACAAACUGAGAGGCGACACUUCAGCCAGUUCUAACCGUGCCAACACAAGAAACAUACAAGAUGAAGAUGCAGUCCAAAUGCAAAAUGAAAAUGUCCGAUCAGCGCACACCUUGUUGAUCCCAGGGAAGAGCGCAAAGCAGCAACCGACGACAAUGGAGUUCACAGUGAAGCAAGCCAACACUGCAAAUGCAAGGCCAGAGAUAGACCGUGAACCAAAACUGAGUGGUAGCACUUUAGUGGGUUUUAAGCACACCAAUAAAAUAAACAUACAAGACAAAGAUGCGGUCCGAAUGCAAAAGAGAACUGGUGGACCUGUCAUCAAAACAAAAAAAGAUUGAUGAAGCUUGGGAAUAAGUGUGAAGUAAGGUCAUAAUCACAGGCUCAGAUUACCUGUUACUCCCUAAUACUCCAAUUAGGAUGCAUGGAGGAUCAUCUCAAAACUAGAUGGAGUAUCAAGAAAUAGGUGUAAUAAUCCAAUAUUGAGAAAAGAAAAGGACGUACCAGAGCUCCAGCGGAGGCUGCUGCGAGGACAGCGCCGGCAAGCGACACGGAGGGCAGCAUGUACGGAGGGCGCCGCCGCCGCCGGCGCGUUCGAGGAGGGCGGCGUCGCGCUGAAGCAGGUCGGCGGCUGCUGCGAGGAGGACGGAGACGACGCACUGGAGGAGGUCGGCGGCGCGAGGCGCGGAGGACGGCGGAGGCGGCGCGAGGGCGACGGACGUUGUGAGAGGGCGGCGGCUGCUGCAGCGCGCUGGAGGAGGGAGCGGCCGCUGCGAUGAGGGCGAGGGCGGUGCUGGAGUAUGGCGCCGGCGCUGGAGGAGAUAGGCUCGAGCAACCGGAUCGAACGGGGCAAAGGAGAAAAUUAUGUUUUUCUUAAGUAAAAUGUGAAAAGUCGAUAAUACCCUUCGCUGUCCCAAAUAAGUGAUGUGGAUUUUCAUAAGAAUCUACUCUCCCUCCGUUCCAUAUUAAGUGACAAAAUAUUAUACUCUCUCAAUUUUACAAAGUUUGACGUGUUUUGUUUCGUUAAGACGAAGCUUUGACUAAUAAAAACUAUUGAUA